UAUUUAUGAAUUGUCGCUGUUGCUUGGGUCAAGAUUAGUCACAUCGGGACCUACACACAGUUUACACACUACUACAGUGCAAGGGAAGUAUAUAUUUACAAAGUGAAAAUGAGUUCUGUUAUAAAUUAUAUAUUAGGACUGAAAGACCCAUCUCUUGUAGCUAAUUUCCAGAAAUAUUGUCAAAUUGAAAUUUUACCUGGAACUGAGUCUGAGGAAAAGGAUUCUGAGUCUGACUACCUGUCAUCCUCAUCUCAUGACAGUCAUGUGACCAAAGGAGAUUUACACCAAAGACUUACCAAAACCAAUGGGUUUGUGCAGAAUAAUAGCAAUGGUGUCAUUAAUAACGAACACUGUAGUCAAAAUGGCUCUAUACACUCAAACAAUGUUGACCAAAUGGAAAAUGUGCAAAAAGACUGUACACAAUCCGAGAAUAAACCAGAGACCAGGUAUAUUAUACAUAGCAAAUUUCUAUAUUGGACUUUUCGAUUGGGAGCUGGAUUUGGGAAUGAAUUCUUUUAUUUGACAUUUUUCACGUUCUGCUUAUGGAAUCUCAACAGCUUAGUAAUGCGACAAAUGGUCAUUAUUUGGCACGCCGGAAUGUAUUUAGGGCAAGCGGCAAAAGAUAUUAUUGAAUGGCCUCGUCCCUCUUCACCACCAUGUGCCAGGUUAGAGAAUAGAUACUUAGAAGAAUAUGGAAUGCCUUCAACCCAUGCGACUGUUGGGGUUAUAAUUCCCUUUGGACUAAUAAUUAUUGGCCAUAGACAUUAUGAGUUUGAUUUCCCUCUUCCAUUAAUAGUUGCAUUUUUUUGGGCAACAGUUUGUGGACUGAGCCGAAUUUAUUUGGGAAUGCAUUCAGUUUUGGAUGUCAUUGUUGGAGCAGCCAUUGGAAUAAUCCUGAUCCCACUCAUGUUACCAUAUGUAGAAGCCCUUGAUAAUUUCCAGGUUACCAGCAUGUACAGCCCUCUAGUUGUGGUUGGAGGAGAAAUAUUCUUAUUGUACAUAUACCCAAAUGCAACAAUUUGGAAUACGGCCAAGGGAGAUACAGCUACGGUGGUCGGCAUCGGAGCUGGAAUAGCGGUUGCCACAUGGUUGAACUAUCAGUUAGGUUUUAUGAUGCCGUCGGAGGUGGCUAAACCUUAUCAUAUACCAUCGCUAUUUACAUUAAUAUCAAUGAUACCUUUAGCUGAAGUUCGACAUUUAAUAGGUAUUCUAGUUCUAGUCAUUACAAGGGCUGUUGCCAAGCCAGUCACUCACAAACUAUUCUGUCUAUAUUAUAAUGUAGAUAGCAAAGACGAAGAAACACAGAGGAAAAUGGGCAUGGAAAAACCACAGAAGUUUGUUGCCUACUUUUGUGUGGGUUUCGCUGCUAUAUUUAUAGUCCCUAAUCUGUUACGGCCUUUAGGAUUAAUGAGAAUGUCAUUUUAUACAGAAUUUUAAAUAUGUAUUGAAACAGUGCAAUCAAUUAGUUUGUGUUUUAAUUUUUUACUUGUAGACUUAGCUGUUUAUAUAUUUGCAUUAAUUUUUUUAAUGUUUUAUAAUUAUUCCAGGGCCCUGAUAUUAAUGCAUGAUAAAUGUUGGACUACUGUGACGAUCCUUAUAGGAAUAAUCAAACUGUAGAUUCAUUUAUUGUUGUAGAUCAAGGAAAUUUUUUUUUUUGUGGAUAUUUGAAAUCGGCAUUUUUCUAAAAUAUGCUUUAAGAAAAUUAACUUUGUGAUGUACCUUUAACCCACAAUUCUGCAAAGAAAGGACUCCCAUGAAAAACAAUGAAUCCACAUUAAAAGUUUUUUUUUACCUAGUCCUAUAUCCAUCAAAAAUUUGUAUCCCUUAAAAAAUAAUGCACAUGGGAUGUUAUGAAAUGCACCAACUGAUACUUAUACCCUGACAGAAGGGUUCUAUAUAAAAAUUCAUUUAAGAAAUUUCCCCUCAUCUGCACCAGUUGUAGUUCAAAGUUUGAACUUUUAGUUUCAUUUAAUUUAUAAUAAUGAGAAUUAGCUAUAUGGCAACUACCGGUAUCACACUUGAGUUACAAUUUCACAGAUAUACUCUGGAUUUUUUCUUGAGAACCAAUUUAAAGUGGGUUGACAUGAUUGAGGAAAACUUGUAUUUUCUUUGAUGUUCUGGUUUUGCAAACAUAGCCUUUAGAAAAAUUGUGUACGUUCUUUUUCAAUUAAAUUCAUAGUUCACCUUCACCCUCAAUUUCUGUGAAAAUUGGGUAUCACAGGAAUAAUAAUAAAUCCACAGAACAAGGAGCAGUAAUUAAAAUGGUGAUUUUAUCAAUUUGAAAAGUUUUGGAGGAGCUUUUAUGUUGAAAACACUCCAAUGCUGUUUGCCCAAGGCCAGUAUAAUCAUGUCAUGUUUUAAUUGGAUUUAUGAAUAGGAAAUUCAAAUUCAUUUUAAUUCAUCAGGAUCAAGGAUUUCAUAUUAAAUAUCUGUUAACGAUCCAUGUACAUUAUUGUAUAUAUUCAACACACAGGUGUAAUAGAGCAUUGAACAUAUUUUACAUAAAUAAAGACUUCAUUGUUUUUAUUUUUUUUAUCAUUUCAUGAUUUCCUCUGACAGCCAGUAUACUAUAAUAUGUAAUUCACCAUAAAGUCUUUGCUAUAAUAAAGAAGAAUAAUUAUUGGAUACUUUGUAUAAUUACAUAUACAUUGUUUAAGUAAUUUUUCAAAAACAACUAAAAUAUGGAAUAAAAAAAUAAAAUUGAAAUCUCAAAUAGAAAGAUCUUAUUUAUGAAAUCUGUGUUACCAUUACAACAUUGAAGAGCUAAAAUAAAAGUUUACAAUGUUGGACAGAAAAAGAUCAAUUUCCUGAUAAUACUCAACAAGUUCAUGGUUACCUGUCUGUACGAUGAUUCGGAACAUUUAUGUGAUAUUAAUCAAUUUAAUAUGAUCUGGUUUAAAGACCCUCAAAAAGUACUACCUGCACUUUGAGCUUUGAUUAUUACAAAAACUGAUUUAAAUUUCUUCCUGUUAUUUAAUAAACUUAUAUAAGAAAGUUGAGUAAUUUCUUUGUUAAGGUUAUGUCUUUCAAUGAAUACUUACUUUCAAUUCUAAGAAGUUUGAUUUGAUAAUUAUUUCAACAAUAUACACAUGUAUAAAACUGUCAUAAAUACUUUGAAAAUUUUAUUAUUAAAUCCUAAAGAAAUAUAAACAUGUAUAAAACUGUAAUAUACUGUGAUAAUUUUUAUGUUUAAAUUCAUAAGGAACUAGAUACUGGUAUAUAAUUGUCAAAAGUUUAUUAAAUCAGGAAGAAGAUGCUGGCAGGGGCGGAUCCAGCCAUUUAAAAGGGGGGGGGGGGGGUUCAACUAUAUGGUCCCAUUCAAAUGCAUUGAUUGUCCAAAAAAGGGGGUUCCAACCCCUAAAACCCUCCCCACUGGCUGGUUAUUCAAAUAUUUUUAGAUUAUUUUCUGAACUAUUUUUAUACUACAUUCCUUCUGUUCUGAUAGCAAUUGAUAUUUCACACUGUCCCUUUUCUAGACGUGUCAAUUGUUGACUUAGAUUUUGUUCAAUAAAUGUGAUAUAGUGUUUCUCAUUUGUGUAUUAUAUACAUUUGUACCAUGACCUCAUGAACUUGAUCACAUGCUUAAUCCUGAAAAGAUGUAGGACUGCAUAAAAAUUUAUUUAUUAAUUUUAUGUUGCUUGUAUUUACAUGAGAUAUAAGGUUAUACAUGUAUUUGACACAAGUUGCAGAAUAAUUUUCCUCGUGUAGACUGUAAGACGUCAUUUUCAUUUUUUUUUACUUUCUGGUUGCUGUCUUGUAGAUAUGAAGUAAACUAUUCAACUCAUUUACUUUAAAUUUUCUUGGCACUAUGAUGCCAUUGUAUGUAUUUGAAUAUCAUGCAUUUGUCAUGCUUUAAUCAUAAUAUCAGGUAAAAUUGCUUUAAGCACCCCCUUCAAAAAUUUUGAAUUUGAUCAUUCUAUUUUCAAAUUAAAAAAAAAAUAUAUUGAAUAUCUCUGUCAUAAAAAUAAAUGUCACCUUGGAUUUUUAAAUUGGUUUUAUGCACCGAAUGUACUGAUAAAAAUUUACAACAGGUGACGUACUAUGGGCUGACUUUUAGUAACCCAGUUUUGUUAUCAAAACUAUUAUAAACUUUGCACAUGGUGUCAUUACUUAACUUACAUAAUGUACUGAACUUUGAACCUUUGUGUGUAAGCUUCAAUCAGGUGACACAGGUAUUUGCCCCACCUUUGACCUUUUGAUAUUUUUCUAGUUUAUAUUGUUUUAUAUAAUAGAAAGUAGGUCUAUUCAGUAUUGGAAAAAUUGGAAAUCUGAUUAAACAUGUUAAAACAAUUUUGAUUUGAUUAUUGUAAAAACUCAAUCAUAAGUACAUUUAAUAAAACCUAUCAGAAAAUGUUUUGUUUUGUCCAUAAUUCCUAGAUAUUCAUUAAAUAAUUAUGCAGUUAUGAUAUUCCGGUGAUUAUUUUUUUUUUGAUAUGCAUGUGUACUUAAAAAUUAGGACAAAUAUUUUUUUCUUGAUAGAUAAGUGUCAUGAAAAAUGGACAAAAGAUUUUAUUUGACCAAUUAAUAAUUGAUAAAGAAUAACCAGUGUAAUAAUAGUUGUAUGGGCAACUUAGACUUGUAUCUUUUAUGUAACAUAUAAGUUCCUUAUAGAGAUUUUAUGUAUUGAGGUCAGGUGAUAAAUGGACAAAAGAUUGUAUUUGACUAAUUAAUCUCUGAGAAAGAAGAGCUCGUGUAAUACUGCCUGGCUGACUCAGACUGGUUUCUUUUAUUUAAGAUAUAAGCUUCUUAUAGAAUUUAUGUAUUGAGGCCAUGUCGAAUUAAUUCUUUUCUUUUUUUCUUUUUUACAAAUAUUUUAAACUUUGAUUAUUUUUCUAAUUGUUUGAACAAUUUAAAAAAAAAAAUAUCCUUAUUAAAAGUGAAUAAUUUAAGAAUAUACUAACAAUUAUUUUUUGGAUGCAUGUUUGGGAUGUCUAAGGAUAAAGUUCUUAUCAAUGAUUUUUAAAAGAUGAAAUUCCUGAUAGCAGUGAACUGGAAUUAUAUUUUAAAAAGGAAUUGUUCCAUGAAAUUAUACACAGAUUUAAGGCAUUAUUAAACAUGGUGAAUGAAGUAUAAAAAGACCUCUCCCAGUUUUUAAUUCUUUUGAAGAACUUUCACUUGAGAACAAAUAACAGACAUAAACUAUAUAAACAAAUAUACUAUAGAAUAUAUUGAUGUGAAGUCUUUCAGUCAGCAUAUACUCAUUAUAAAUUCAGCAUUGAUAUUUUUGCAUUUGAACCAUGUCUUAUUUAUGGAUUUCUUUUUGACAUGUUUAUUUUGCUAUUGAAAAUGUAAAUAUGUAAAGACCUAAGAGAAGAAUGUUUCAGUUAUAGCAAGUUUACAUUCCAAUGUUUGAUUGAUAAAUAGUUUAACAUGUCCUUAUCAAGGUAAUAGGAGACCAGAGAGUUUAGGGGGAGAGAGGAUAAAAUCUUGCUUUAUGGGAGGAUUCUUUUUGUCCAGCUACAAAUAUUACAUUUGUUUUUCAAAACAAAACCUUUGCUUCCAAUUACAGGGUAUAUUAAGAGCAUAUAAGGUCCACUGGACGACCUGUUACCCUAUAUGGUCACAUUAUUUAAUAGCCUCCUAGUAGGUUUUGCUCUUUUUAAUAUCAAAAUACCAAGUGCUUGGCAAAGAAGUAAUUUAUUGUUGUCUUUGCUGUGAUCCUGUAGGUUUACCAACCACAACCUCCUUAUACAUGUACUUAAGUUAAUCACUCUAUCACAAGACCAAUUUAAUAUGUUUGUUGCCAGUAUUUCCAAGUUUAUUUUUUUUUGCCAGUUUGUUCAUUAGUCCAAUUGAUUGUUGUCAGUUUUAGAAAAUAAAGUUGUUUGUUGCCAAUUUUUUAUUCUUUGUUUGUUUCGAAGUAAAAAAAUGCUGGUGAGGCUUUGAACCACUAUCAAUCAAUCAACUACAGUCAAACCCAGUUGAUAUUGAGUGUGUUCAUAAUUUGCUUUUGAUGACCAGUUAUUAUGUAUGUGAAGGUCCAGUGUAUGUAAAUUUUACAUUGUAUAUUGUUCUGACUAUUUACAUGAUUGUACAAAUUCAUAUGUUCAUUUUAUUUGUACAAAUUCAUAUGUUCAUUUUAUUUGUACAAAUUCAUAUGUUCAUUUUAUUUGUACAAAUUCAUAUGUUCAUUUUAUUUGUACAAAUUCAUAUGUUCAUUUUAUUUAUUUAUUUUUGUCUUUGUCAAGAAAUGUCUCAUUGAUUUUUAACACCUUUUUCCAUUUAAAAUAUAGUGCAUUUAUAAAGCAUUCCCAAAUAACCUUGUGUUUAUGCCAAAAUAUUUUAUGAAAAGAAAACAAGUUGUUAUACUAAGAAUUAUUAAAGUCUAACCCGGGAAGUAGAUAUUAUUUUUUAACGGUUUUUAAGUGCAACAAAGGAAGUAAAAAUUGAUAAGGCCGUUCUAAAUUAAUUCUAUGUUUAAAAGUCGACAUGGCAAUACCUGCAAUACUAGUAAAUGUAGAAGCUUAAAGCUUAUACAAAUAUUAGAUUGGGAACAAAAAUAACAAAAUUUACUAUUGAAUGACAUUAUUUUUCAUUAGUCAUUUUGUAAAUCUGUAAAAACAAAUUAUUUAAAGAAAUAUGAAUACUAGUACAUGUAGUCUCAUUUUAAAUAUGGUACUUUAUGUGUAUUUUAAAGUAUAAAAAGUGAAUUAUUGAGUGAAAUUUCAAACUGAUUAUGUCAACAGUAUAAGUUCAACAUGAUAUCUUUUUUACUUUCUUUCUGAACCCUAUUAUGACGUGUGAUGUUAAAAAUAGAAUUAUUUUUGGAUGAUUAUAAUUAUUAGGUAAUAGUAUGUGAACCUUUGACCUUUCAUUGUUUACACAUAACAUUAGUACAUGUAGCUCUAUAUAUUUAAAUCAAUCAGGAUACUGACUGUGAAAGGGUCAUCCUAAAUAAGUUUAUAUGUUGUAAAUCAACAAAAAAAAAUCCGAUUUUUCUAAAAAAAAAAAUAUUUAUUUUUUGGUACAUGCAGCAAUAUGCAUGAUCAGGAUAAAAAGUAAAAAAAAUAAAAAGCAAAAUAAAAUGUCUAUACUUUAUUGUAAAUCAUAUCAUGAUGGCAUUAAAAAAACCCAAAGAACAUGAAAAUGAAAUACUAGAUCUUGAAAAAAAGAUGAGAUUAAGAUUCUAGAGGUGCCCUCAAUGAUGGGCAAACAACCUUUGGAUAUUUUUGUGGUGAGAAUAGCAUGCUUGUGAAAUAGAUGAGGUUCCUGAAAGAGAGUGGCAAAAAGAGAAAUUUAAAUGUUUAUUUUAUUAUUAAUGGAAAACAGUUUAAGGUAGAAUGAUACGUUUGUAAUUAUUGGCAAUAAAAAAAUGUAAGUUUUCCCAUCCUAGUAUUAAAAUCAGAAAUCAUUUAUUUUAUUUUCAAAUAUUAUAUGACAAAGUUCAUAAUCUACAAUAAAAAACUGUAGUUCAUUGUAUAGUUUAAAUACAAAUAUGAAUAUUAUUAAGAACAACUGACUCUAUAGAGAGGUAUUAUAUGUAUAAGAAAUCCUAUGUGAGUAAAAUGCCUUGUAGAAGUAAGAAAGAUAUGUUAAUACUUCUUGCUGUGAUAUGUGUGACUGGCAAUGUAUUUGUUUUUACUGUGAACAAAGUUAAUAAAAUUCAUAUCGUUA
Molecule: messenger RNA, 7614 nt
Organism: Mytilus trossulus (common blue mussel)
Lineage: Eukaryota; Metazoa; Mollusca; Bivalvia; Mytilida; Mytilidae
Product: sphingosine-1-phosphate phosphatase 2-like
Exons: 3
Coding region: 109-1437 (442 amino acids)
Biological process (GO): sphingosine metabolic process
Cellular component (GO): endoplasmic reticulum membrane
Molecular function (GO): sphingosine-1-phosphate phosphatase activity
Source: RefSeq, a predicted model, not a curated record